AUGGCUACCCCCAAUAUUCUUACCUUUGAUACUGAGGGUCGUGCUGUUGACUUUGAGGUCUGGGUCGAUGACCUCCAGCUGUUCUUCCUGUGCGAUAGGGCAGACAACCUCUCCCUGUUGGACCUCACCUCUGGUGCCUCCCCUGCCCUGCCUGCUACUGCUGACAGCACUGUUCGGGACCACUUCCUCUCAGUUUGCCCCACCACACUCACCGUUGACCUCUUCGAAGAGCGCCUCCUAGCAGCAGAGAAGAGCAUAGUCGCUGUAGGAGCCUCUCGUGGUUACCCUCGCACCCCCGUCUUUGAGGGAUGUUCCCCCUCCCCCCUCUUGCCCUCUGUUGCUUCUGCUGCUGCGGCCGACCUCGUUGGUUUCUACGGGGUCCGCGCUGCGUCUGCCCCUAGCGGGAGACGCCGCACCAGCAAGGGCAAGGGGGCAAGGGAGCUGGAGGGGCUAGCGGGGGCAGUGGAGGUGGUGGUGGAGGAAGUGGAGGGGGUGGGGGUGGUGGUGGGAGUGGUGGCGGGGUUGGCGGCGGCGGUGGCAGCAGUGGAGGCGGAGGAGGCAGCGGUGGUGGCGGAGGGAGCGGAGGCGGCGGAGGUGGCGGAGGCAGCGGAGGUGGCGGAGGCGACGGCGGCAGCGGCGGUGGAGCUGGUCGCGACUCUGCGCAGAGGAGUGGGUCCGGUGCGCGGUGGGGGUACUGGUCCUUGCACUUACGUCCUCCGUACCGGCGACUGCGCUGGUGAGCAGUGCGGGGGCCCGCACUCCACCCAGCGCUGCUUCGGCCGCCUGACGGAUGUGUGGCGUCACCAGUUCCCUGAGGCAUUAGAGAUCCCUCGCUGGGGAGAUCUGUCUAGGGCGGGGGUUGCCAUCUUUGAUCUUGUUUAUGAUGCUAUCCUUGCUGCCAUGUAUGUUGUGUCUACUAGUGCUGAGGGUGACUGUUACCUAUGUGUAUCGCCUGACCCGGGCUUUGAGGCGACUGCUCUAGGUGCUGGUGAGGCUGCUGCUCUAUGUGCUAGUGCGCCUGCUGCCCCAGGUGCUAGUGUGUCUGCUGCCCCAGGUGUUAGUGAGUCUGCUCUCUCAGGUACUACGUCGGCUCAGGCCUUACACACCUUCACCCUUGACUCGGGUGCUUCCCGCUCCUUCUUUCGAGACCGCACCACGCUUACGCCAAUUAGUCGGCCGGUUGCAGUCCCCUUGGCGGACCCCUCUGGGGGUCCUGUCCUUGCUAGCUUCUCAACUGUCUUACCGUGGCCGGCAGCCCCCUCUGGCACCCUGUCAGGUCUCUACCUCCCCUCUUUCUCUACGAACUUGGUGAGUGGAGCGGACCUACAAGAUAGGGGGGUUGACCGGUUCACUCCUGCGAGUCAGCAGGUAACCCACUGCACGUGUGCUCGGAGAGGCCGACACUUGGCCACGUUCACCCGUCGGCCAGGGUUGAGCUUGUACACCCUUACUACUGAGUCUCCUCCGGCUGCUGAGUCUGGCCACGUAGCUGCGUCGAGUCAGGUGUUUGCUGCAGCGUCCAAGUCAAGUCCUGAGUCUGCUUCCUGCUCUUGUCGUCUCCUGUCCCACCAGACUCUCCUUUGGCACCACCGUCUUGGUCACCCCUCCCUGCCUCGUCUCCGAGGCAUGGCCUCCCGUGUCCUUGUCUCUGGUCUCCCCCGGUCUCUCCCUCCCCUACCUCCGGGGCCUGCCCCUACCUGCGUCCCCUGCGUCGAGGGGCGACAGCGCGCCGCCCCCAACUCCUCCGAGUUUCCUGUGACAGAGGCUCCGCUGCAGACUCUCCACAUGGACGUGUGGGGCCCUGCCUGCGUCCGUGGACAGGGGCACGAGUGUUACUUCCUGUUGGUGGUUGACGACUACUCGCGUUACACCACAGUCUUCCCCGUGCGCAGCAAGGGUGACGUCAUUGAGGUGUUGAUCGACUCGAUCCGCGCAGCUCGUCUCCAGCUCAGGGAGAGUUUCGGCUCGGACUUUCGUGUUCUGCGUCUGCACUCUGACAGAGGCGGGGAGUUUUCCUCUGCCCGUCUGGGAGCCUUCUGUCGUGCACAGGGCAUCCGCCACACCUUCACGCUUCCGAGCUCUACGCAGCAAAAUGGGAUUGCUGAGUGCCACAUUGGCAUGGUCAUGGACGUCGCUCGUACGUCCAUGAUCCAUGCGGUUGCCCCCCAUUUUCUGUGGCCGUUUGCGGUUUAG
Closterium sp. NIES-65 is the source of this 2193-nucleotide messenger RNA. Lineage: Eukaryota; Viridiplantae; Streptophyta; Zygnematophyceae; Desmidiales; Closteriaceae. The record is from the annotation of a GenBank genome assembly.